Metopolophium dirhodum (rose-grain aphid) is the source of this 4257-nucleotide messenger RNA. Its product is annotated as sideroflexin-2-like. Gene Ontology annotation, molecular function: monoatomic ion transmembrane transporter activity. The transcript has 8 exons. NCBI's taxonomy places the organism in Eukaryota, Metazoa, Arthropoda, Insecta, Hemiptera, Aphididae. Gene Ontology annotation, biological process: monoatomic ion transport; serine import into mitochondrion. Gene Ontology annotation, cellular component: mitochondrial inner membrane. The record is from RefSeq and is a predicted model, not a curated record. The coding region runs from base 2156 to 2965 and encodes 269 amino acids.
AUUACUAUAAUAAUGUAGGUAUAGGUAUGUAGAAUGUACUAUGCACCUAUAUGUAAUAUGUAUCUUACCUUAGGCUAUACUGUAAUGCAUAAAUCGCGGUUCUCUCCUGGUCCUCGAUAUUACUUAAAUAAAAAGAAAAAAGGCUAUACUGCUAUAGGUACCUACAGUGGCGUGCUGAACAGCUAUUUUUUGAGAUAAUUGCCUCAGGGAAAAUACGGGUGGGUGGGUUACUAGGUGUGCAACUGGGCAUUAUUUUGAUCGUACAUUUUAAAUAUCAUAUAAAUGUAUACAAUUUGUUACAAAAAAAAUAGCGAAAAAACCUGAUGGUGGUAGGGUGGGUGGUCUAAUUGUAUAGUUUGCCUCAGGUCUGAAAAAUGUUCUGCACGCCACUGGGGGGUACCUACAUAAUAUGGCGUAAGAACUGCAAGCGAUCACUUGCAAUAUAUCUUCAGACCCCAAGAUUAGGCAUCGUUUGGCGUCUCCUGCACGCAGUAGGUAAGAUGAUUCCCGAGACCUACUUUAUGUAUUAGUUGAUUCCCGGGUCAUUUUUAGUUACGUACGAGUUGAUUCCCAGGUCAUUAUAUGUUACGGUAUACUGGUAAUUUCAUUACCCGAUACCAAUUUUUAAAAACAAUGUUACACAUUUUUACCGAAUUACAAACAGUUUUUAAUAACAAUUUUUUACCUAACAACUACAUUUUUUAAUAAUAAAUUUUUACCUACUAAAUUUUUUUACAAAUAAUUUUUUAACAAAAAAUUGAAUGAUUUUCAAAUUAUGAAAAAACUAAAAAGAACAACAUCUUUGAGAAACUUGUCUGCCAACCUCCUCAUGGUGUUUCUUGGGUUAGGCUAGGCUAAUAGGCUGAAUAUUUGACUACAUAUUGAAAAUAAUAUUUAAUGACCAGGGAAUCAACUCAACGGUAUCAGUGCAGGUAAACAGGUACCCGGGAAUCAACUCGUACGCAGCCCUCUUGCAGCUCCCGGAUUCUUACGCUGGAUUUCUACGAAUCAUCGCCUCACAUACAAAUGUAUUGCUCAAAACCAACCGUAACCCCACAAAAUGCUAAUGGCCAUAGUUUCCGGUGUUCCAAAAAUUAAUGAUAAUAAUAAUAAUAUCUUCCCAGUUCCACAAUUACACACAACAAUACAGCACGUUUUGUUUCAUAUUAAAUACUUAUACUAAAUCCUAAAGUAAGCCAGUCAAAUAUACGUAAACAUAUUAAUUACCUAUUCAAUAAUGAUAGUUAUAAAUACAAAAAUUUGUUUUCCAAAUUACCCACCCGCCAAAAAUUGUUUAGGAAAAUUGCCCCAAAAAAAUAUGUUCGUGAGUCGCGACAUAAUCCACAGCACAUCGCGGAAUUUAAAUGGACAGAUCAGCUGGAUAUAACCAUAAUUACACACUUUUUAUUUAAGAUUUUCAUUUCUUCGUACAAUCUAGAUUCUUUUUUUUUUUUUUUUGAUAUUGAGGACCGGAGAAGGAACCAUGUUGCCAGUACUUCUCCUGACAAUCUAGAAUCUAGAUGUCAAUUAGUUUUGUGACAAAGAGACUCAUAAAAUCUUACGUAGGUACCAUAUGCGCAAAUAGAAGGGAUUUAUGGGCCAAGCCUCCACCAAUAAUUUUAACUGCACUCCCAAACAUUUUCUAAUUUUUUUUUAAGCUUAUUCAUUAUAAUAAUAGUAGGGCUUAGGCUUCAGCUUCCCUAAACCUCAAACGCUAUUUGAGCCUAUGCUACCUACCCAGGGGUAUUUAAAAAAAUAUAUUUUUGAAUGUUAUCCAACAUGAGAUUUUUCCCGACAAUUUUACGUAGGUACAUAAAAAUAAAAAAUACGAAAUAUGCACAAAUAUGCUAGACAUUUCAAAUUCUAACUUUAUUUAUAACUUAAUUCAUAAUUUAUUUAUUUCGCCAUUUCAUUAUACAAGCUUAUAACUUACCUAGAAUAAUCUACGACCACUACAAAAAACAUGCAAGUACAAUAGAAGUCCUGAACCCUGCCCAUAACGUCAUAUAGAUUACGAAAUUGUACAUUAAUUAUAUAUUGAUACAAACAUAGUUAAGUUAUUCGCAGGGUUAGGUUAGGUAUAUGAUAUAUAUAUAUUAUAAUGUUGUACUAAUGUACUCACCUAUUUUUUGUUUUUUUUUCAGUACCUAUCAUAAUGGAAAAUCCUAAAACAGUGUCAUGUCCAUGGGACCUAAAUACCUAUUUUGGGCGAUGGCUGUAUUAUUCUUGGAUUACUAAUCCAAAAUUGAACUUCAUCAGCUCUGGAACCAUUGAAAAUGCCAAAUUAUUACACCUUUCUUAUUUAAAUGGAUCAAUUUCAAAUGAUGAUAUCACAGAAACAAAACUGUUAUAUGCACAUCAAAUCUACGAAAGUGUAAUUCACCCCGACACUAAUGAACUUCAAAAUCGUUUUGGACGAUUAUCAUUUAUACCAAUUGGAAAAUCAUUAUUAGUUGCUGUUCUACUAUCUCAACUGACAAAGAAUUAUUCCAGUUAUGCUUGGCAUGGUCUCAAUCAAUCAUACGAUUCAUUAGUAAAUUUUACUAACCGUAACGGUGAUACCAAAUUCAUUCCAACUAAUCAAUUUAGAUUCGGAAUAUCCAUUUUGGCUGCCACAGCUACAUCGACUUUGGCUGCAUUUCAUAUUGAAAGAUUUCUCCUUAGCAAGAUAUGUCAUCCAAUACUUUAUCGGUUUGUCCCAUUGAUAACAUUUGCGAGUGCCAGUUUUAUUAAUGUACCAAUAAUGAGACACAAUGAAAUCAUAGAUGGUGUAAGAAUAUAUGACUGUAAUAAAGAAAAAGUUGGAUAUUCAAGAUUUGCUGGAUUAAAAGGCAUAGGAGAAACCAUAGUUACUAGAAUUAUAAUGCUCGCUCCGGGAGUAGUUUUAAUUCAAUAUUUGGAAGACGUGUUGGAUAACAAAAGCUGCUGGUUUAGAAAAAAUAAAUGGGCACAUUUUUGCUUUUAAUUCAAUUGGAUUUGGAAUUAUACUCAUUGGUAUGCUCCCAACAGCAUGUGCUGUAUUUCCACAAUUUAGUUCUGUUAAAUUGAGUACAUUAAAGCAAUUUGAUAAAGAAGCUUAUAGUCAAGUCACUGAAAAAUCUGCUGAACUUUCAGAUACAUUAUACUUCAAUAAAGGACUUUAAAAAAUAUUAUCAACUAAUAAUUACAAUUUAUAUUUUACAUUUUAAUAAACUUUUUAAUAUUAUUAACUAGUGUACAUUUACUACUUAUUUAGUAAUAAAAUUAGUCUAAUAGUUAUUAGGGCCCGGAUGUUAAUGCCCUGGAAAAAUAUGAAUUUAUGACAUAAAAAAUGCAAAAAAUAGUAUAUUAUGUUAAUCACCUCAAUACUUUAAUAAAGUAAAAAAUAAUUUUUUCAAUUUAAAAUUAAAAAAUCACAUUCUUACAAUUUGUAAACAUAUGUGAUUUGAAUUUCAAAACGAGUUUUUAUCUAGAAAAUAAUUCCAAAUUUUGUUUUUAGUAUUUUUUGUAAUACUUCGGUGUUACAAUCAAUCGUUAAAAAAAAUGUAAGAAGUUCUUAAAACCUUAAAAAUUACAUUUAUCAAAUAAUUGCAAAAUUAAAAUUAGUUUUAUGGAUGUGUAUGUUAUUGAAACAUAUUUUAAGCUAAGAAAGCAUCGUCGUCUAUGGAGUAUAAUGUUCCAAAAAACAUGCAAAAAUCAUCAACAUCUAUGGGGCCCUAACAGUAAUGUACCAAUAUUAGGUUGUUAUUAGUCACUUAUUAGUAAUUACAUUUUAACUUUUUUUUUUUUUUUUUUUCAGGUUUAACCGACGGCGCCGUGGGAAUUGCUUUCGCAUUACUUCCGCGACGCCGCCAUAAUUACAUUUUACCUAAACCUAUGCAGUAGCAUGGUGAACUUAAAAGUGUUCAGAGGCCUAUAGUUAAUUUAGAAUACUAAAUUAUCACCUAUAUGCCAUUAUCCAUCCAUCGACCAUUACCCAUUGAAAAACACGGAGACAGCAGCCUCUCAAUUACAGCUUUUGCUACACCACUAGCCUAUAAUUAAAUAAUGAUUUAAAGAUUCCAAGCAAGCAUUUUUGGUUAAUUUAAUGUUUUUUAGCGGCUAAUUAAUAAAGUUCAUGUAAUAAUCUUUUAGUCUCACUUGCUGAUUUUCAAGGCUUUAGUGCUCAAUAAAUAUACUUUCUUCAUACUUAAGUUUACCAUUAAUCAACCAAUAAAUAAGUAUCUGGACAUUUAGAUACUUGAGAUGAUUAUAGUUUAUCACUUGAUCCAGUAUUCA